This is a messenger RNA of Caenorhabditis angaria, 519 nucleotides long. The record is from the annotation of a GenBank genome assembly. Lineage: Eukaryota; Metazoa; Nematoda; Chromadorea; Rhabditida; Rhabditidae.
AUGAGCAAUCGACAUCAUUGCAAGAAUCAUCGAAAGAGUAUUCAAGGCGACUCUGUAAGUUGAAAUUUUUAACUAUUUCUUUCGAAAAAACAUAAUGAUGUAUGUCAAAAAUGUUGUUUUCGUUGUAAUCAAAACAAAAAAGAAAAACCAAAGUUCAAUUUGAUAUUCUUUACAGCAAAAUCAGGCCAAGACGUCGCAAAACAACGUCUUCCACAGUAGUGCGAAUAGUAGUAGUGAUAACCAGACCGCGACAACACUUCUCUGUGAUCGUCCAACAACUUCGGCCAGUGUUACAGUGCCGAAAUUUGUUCAACCGAACACACGAUUCCAACCGGUUGCCAAACCGAUUCUUGGUGAGUUUUGAAUUUCGAAAUGUUCGAUAUUUUUCUCAGCAUUCAAACUCAGAGAAAACACAAAAAUUAAAUUUUUGAAACUAAUCAGAUCAAUUAUUUUCCAGCUCGGUUCAGCAAAGAAAACGUCUUUGCCAAUAUCAACUACCUCAUGGGGAACAACAAUUAA